AUGUGUUAUGCUGGUGGUAGGGGAGCAUGUGUUGAUGGUGGUGGCACAUACUGUGGUAGUGCUGCUUGGCUUAGUGCUGGUGGUAGGGGAGCAUGUGUUGAUGGUGGUGGCACAUACUGUGGUAGUGCUGCUUGGCUUAGUGCUGGUGGUAGGGGAGCAUGUGUUGAUGGUGGUGGCGCAUACUGUGGUAGUGCUGCUUGGCUUAGUGCUGGUGGUAGGGGAGCAUGUGUUGAUGGUGGUGGCACAUACUGUGGUAGUGCUGCUUGGCUUAGUGCUGGUGGUAGGGGAGCAUGUGUUGAUGGUGGUGGCACAUACUGUGGUAGUGCUGCUUGGCUUAGUGCUGGUGGUAGGGGAGCAUGUGUUGAUGGUGGUGGCACAUACUGUGGUAGUGCUGCUUGGCUUAGUGCUGGUGGUAGGGGAGCAUGUGGUGGUGGUAGUGCAUGCUGUAGUGGUUGUGGCACAUCUUCAUGUGGUGUUGGUGGCACACUAUGUGGAGGUUUGGGAGGCACCUUUUACAGAUCAGAAUAUGGAGGUGGUGUAGGCCCUCUCGGAGAUGAUGGUGAUGUAUUUUCGUUCCUCUUGGAGAUGGUGUCGUCUUUUUGUUCAGACAUCUGCAAAAAACUCUUGCCACCGUAUUAA
Ostrea edulis (European flat oyster) is the source of this 639-nucleotide messenger RNA. Its product is annotated as loricrin-like. The coding region runs from base 1 to 639 and encodes 212 amino acids. The transcript is spliced from 3 exons. Lineage: Eukaryota; Metazoa; Mollusca; Bivalvia; Ostreida; Ostreidae. The record is from RefSeq and is a predicted model, not a curated record. Gene Ontology annotation, molecular function: catalytic activity.